Messenger RNA from Beta vulgaris subsp. vulgaris (sugar beet), 1107 nucleotides. RefSeq lists its product as uncharacterized. Lineage: Eukaryota; Viridiplantae; Streptophyta; Magnoliopsida; Caryophyllales; Amaranthaceae. The record is from RefSeq and is a predicted model, not a curated record. The coding region runs from base 1 to 1107 and encodes 368 amino acids. The transcript has 6 exons.
AUGCAAUCUACCUACUUUCAGACAAUUAGAUUUUCAGGCUUCAAGAUUGCUCGUUCUGAAGUUGCUGGACACGAUAGAUGGAGCUCAUCUCAGUGGCAACUACAAGGGGAUCCUGUUGUUAGCAUAGAUGGUAACAAUGAACUUUUUGUCAUUGACUAUACUAUUGUGCCAACUGAGAGCAUUGCUUCAUGGAGCUACUUUUUCAGCAAUCUGAAAUUGGGUGUUGAGUCAGCACUGCUAGAUGUUUUUCCUUGGACAACAAGGAGAUUUUGUUGCCAACACCUCUACAACAACUGCAAGAAUGAAGGCUUCAGUGGGACAACCUUCCACCAACUUUUUUGGACAUCAGCUGAUGCUUACAACAACUAUGUGUACACUAAGGCGAUGGAGAAGAUAGCCAGGGACUUACAUGUACUCACCCUGCUUGAAGAAAUAAGAACAUGGUGCAUGAAGAGGACUGGGGCAAGGUUUGAUAAAGUUGUGGACAUAGGUCCAACUGAUCUCACAGACUAUGCGAAGAGGAUAUUGGAAACAAGGAGUGAUGAAUCAAGAUUCUAUGGACGUGGUGAGUAUGAGGUUAGGGAUGGCAAUGUCAACUUCCCUAUUACACUUACAAACUCUAAAUGCGAGUGUGGGAAAUGGCAAGGCUCGGGCAUCCCUUGCAAAAAUGCGCUAAGGGUGAUAUUCAAUCAAAGGCUUGAGCCUGCUGAUUUUGUAUCCUCAUUUUUCAAGGGGGCAACAUAUAAGCUCACCUAUGGGGAUCAUAUCCAUCUCAUGCCUGACCCCACUCAGUGUCCUGACUUCAACCUCCUCACAUUGCACCCCCCUGAUAUCAAGAGACCACCUGGCAAACCUACCAAGCAAAGAAGGAGAGGGCCUAAUGAAGCUAGGAAAGGGAAGAGGCACAACUCAGUUAGGUGCAAAAAAUGUAAGGAAGUGGGUUACAACUCCAGGACCUGUGGAACUGAUAAAAGGAAGGGGAAAGGCACCAAGAGAAAGGCAGAUGCAGCUUCUACAAGCCAAGCACCACCUAAGAGGGCCAAGAAGACUUCCAAGGCAGAUGGAGCUUCCACAAGUCAAGCAACACCUAAGAGAGGCAAGAAGUGA